Podarcis raffonei (Aeolian wall lizard) is the source of this 2193-nucleotide messenger RNA. It is a transcript of the gene RNF186, whose product is annotated as ring finger protein 186. The record is from RefSeq and is a predicted model, not a curated record. NCBI's taxonomy places the organism in Eukaryota, Metazoa, Chordata, Lepidosauria, Squamata, Lacertidae. The transcript has a single exon. The coding region runs from base 461 to 1498 and encodes 345 amino acids. Gene Ontology annotation, molecular function: ubiquitin protein ligase activity. Gene Ontology annotation, biological process: protein ubiquitination.
UUUACCUUCCCACCGCAGCAGUACCUAUUAAUCUACUUGCACAGGCGUGCUUUCGAACUGCUAGGUUGGCAGGAGCAGGGACAGAGCAACGGGAGCUCACCCCAUCACAGGGGUUCAAACUGCCAUCCUUCCGAUCAGCAAGCCCAAGAGGCUCAGUGUUUUAGACCACAGUUCAACCCGCUACCUUUCAACUCUGUACUUGUGUGAUUCUGAUUGCUGGCUACACCUUCUCUGAAAAAAAAACCCCUCAAGCGUCCUCCUUAUGUUUUGGAUCUCCGUUUAAAAAACAAACAAAAAACUUUUGCUCUUUAGGGCAAGAAUUCCCCAGCUUAUGUUAUCGGGCAUCAUAAAACCCUGUGACCGUUGGAGUUACUGAUUAACGCCUAUCCCUGCCUUGGGUUUUUUGUUUUUUUUAAAUGACAACCACCACGACAUCACUGCCUUUCCCGGAGCAAGCGGGAUGUUCGGAGAGCAAACAAAGCCUUCGCUCUGUGUUGGCCGGACAAAGCGCCUUUAUAAAAGGAGCUUCGAAAUGCACACAUGCAGUCUGAAGGGGGCUGCUGUCCUGUCGCUGCGGCCGCCAUUGUCUCCUAUGGAAGGCUCCAGGGAUCACUUACAUACUGAGAGCGAAACUGUCUCUCCAGGCAGGGAGACAGGGCAGCUGGGGAUGGCAGAAGGCGACGCUGCGGAAAUGGACGUGCCGGAGACAUCCAAAAGCCCAAUACACCAAGAGGAUGCUUGUCCAUUAGAUGAGGCUGAUCCUACAGAAGAGGGCAAGGGUUGCUGUUCCCCUGCCGCGGAAGGCCCCGAUCCAGAUGCUGCCCAGUUAGGCACUCCAGAACCGGUACCCUCAGCACCCUUGGAGCCGCCCGCUUUGACGGAGACUUCUGUGCCGCCGGUGGCUGACCUGUGCCACCCGCGCCCCUCCAAAGUCUCGCUGGCCGAGAUGGACUGCCUCAUCUGCUUCAACCGGUACAGUGCCUGCCGCCUGCCCAAAGUCCUGGCCUGCCAGCACGUCUUCUGUGCCGUCUGUUUGAAGCUCAUCCUGCGGAACGAAGACCACACCUGGGUCGUCAGCUGCCCGCUCUGCCGGAAGGCCACCGUCGUUUUCGGAGGCCUGAUCUGCAGCCUUCACGACAAGGAGGACGUGGUGGGCCGGCUGGGCAGCCCCGGCCUGGACGCCGAGGUCCCCUGUCCGCCAGACCCUCCUGGCACUGGCCUGGCUGAGGGCAACCCCGCCUCUGAGAAUGAUGCCAACAGGGGACCAAGCCGGGCAGCGGCCAAGAGGCUGGUGCUGCUCCUGCUGCUGGUGGCUGUCCUUAUCGUCCUGGUCCUCCCCUUCAUGUACACGGGGAUGUUGAAGUGGGUGCUGUGCUCUGUGGUGGUCCUGGGGCUCAUCAUGUCGGUGCUGCUUUGCUGCAACCCCAGCUGGAGCUGCCCAGAUCUCUUGCGGUCUCCCUGGAGGUGGAAGGAGAGACAGGAGGCGCCGGUUGCUUGAAAAGACCUCCAUGCUGUGGUUUCCUUAUUCGCGGGUCGUGAGCAUUGCGUGGGCCCCAUCUACGGAUCCCGUGUGUUUGGGGAACGUCGUAGUGGUUGAGGUUUCUCACUCGGGGACCUUGUGCCAGGGCAUCUGCUGGGAGAAGGACCAACAGAGGCCUUCCUUCUUUGGGUCAUCGUACAGAUCAGGCAGAGGCCCGUCCUGUCGCUGGACCAGAGGGUGAGGAGGGUGGAGAGUUUGCUAACACAACCCCUGGUGCCUGUUCCCGUUGAGCCACAGCCCCGCAUGCCCCACAGCGGGAGCCUACAGAGAGACACAAGCACAGCUCCCUAUUGAGUUUUGGGUGGUUUCACCCAAAGACCGCUUGCCUCGCUGAAUGAUUUGUUGUUGCCAGAGAAUGUCUGGCUCUGUUUCGCUGCAAGGCAACCAAGCUUCUGGCUUGAAGAAAGCGGGGUCGGACCUCUCCGUGGAGUGUGGUCAGUGGCUGUUAAGCAUGUCAACUAAGUAGAACCUCCAUGCGCACAUGCGGUCUACCUGUGAACGCUGAAAGGCCGAUAGCAAAGGCUGCUGCUUUCACGUUCUGCUUCUCCAUGGGCAUAUGAUGGGCUGCUGUGACCACAGCAUGCUGGACUAGAUGGGCCUAGAUCAGGGUUGGAGGAGCAUCUGUGGUCUUCUGGAUAUUGCUGGACCACAAA